UAAAGCGCUGUGCGGGGCGGAGCGCGGGGGGGCAGUGCGGGACGUGGCGGCGGAGCGGAGGGGGAGGCAGCGGCGCCAUGACCCGCGGGAACCAGCGCGAACUGGCGCGGCAGAAGAACCUGAAGAAGCAGAGCGACUCGGGCAAGGGCAAGCGGCGGGACGACGGGCUCUCGGCCGCCGCUCGCAAGCAGAGGGACUCGGAGAUAAUGCAGCAAAAGCAGAAGAAGGCUGAUGAGAAGAAGGAGGGCGCCAAGUAGCCCACGGCCGGGCCGACCGCCGGCAGGAUGCCCAGCGCAGCCCCACGGCCGGGCCGCCCUGCCGGGGGCCCCAGCAGUGCCCCGCGCCCACCUUGGGCCCGACUCCUAUUAAAGUAGCUUGUGGAGCCCUGCA
This is a messenger RNA of Calypte anna (Anna's hummingbird), 390 nucleotides long. RefSeq names its product small EDRK-rich factor 2 (gene SERF2). Bases 78 to 257 code for a protein of 59 amino acids. The transcript has 3 exons. The record is from RefSeq and is a predicted model, not a curated record. Lineage: Eukaryota; Metazoa; Chordata; Aves; Apodiformes; Trochilidae.